CUGGAAUUGAAAUUCCAGAUACACAGAGCAAAAAAAAAGUGUAAACCACCCCGUGUUAGUGAAGAGAUGAAUUGCUGCCCAGCAAAGGGUGACUGACUCUCCGUGCCACGGUGAUGAUCACUGGCCAUUUUGGGCAAACCAAGGGCAAUGGGCCUGCGGAGAAAAGCGAGGGGCGGGCGAGGGCGGCCGGGUUUCUCCGGGGCGGCGGGGCCGCGCUGACAGUGAUUCGUGCGGCGGGCCGGGGCCGGCUCCGCUCUGAAACGCGAGCCCCGGGAUGAAUAAGUCAUGGACCUCUCUUGGCAGCUCGACAGCUCGGUCCAGCCCUCCCGGGGCCGGGAUCCGACGGGGGGAGGACUGCCACUGUCCCGGGGCUUUUAAGGGAGCGGCCGAGGAGCCGCUCCGCAGGGCAGGGCAGCAUGGAGGGGAGCCCGCACCUCCUGCAGGUCAUCCGCAAGAUGCGCUCCCAGAUCCACAAGCUGGAGAGGGAAAACAGGGCCCUGAGGGGAGAGCUGCGGGGCUGCGGGCAGACAGCGGCGCCGGCACGGCCAGAUGGGAGCGGCGGAGCGAGGAGAUGGGAGCAACCCGCCCUCGGUGCGGAGGGACCGGCGGCAUCCCCGGCAUCCCCCGCAUCCCCCGCAUCCCUGCAGGGAGGCGCCGCGGCCGCUCCAGCGCCGAGGGAGCAGACAGAUACUGCCAUGACUGUGAGACGCUACUCCACCGUCUCCCCAGCUCCUGCUCCUUCCAGCACAAGGUCCCACUGGGCUGGCAGGAAGCCUCCAAGCACUGGACUCCUGGAGGUGCCAGGCAGUGCCCAGCCACCAGCCCCUCCUGCUGCAGCACAGCUCAGCAGGGAAGAGGAGGGAGGGCUUGGAAAAUCACCAGCCAGUUGUCUCUCCUACAGCCACUCCAGCAACGUGAAGCUGUUCCAGGAGCAUGUCUGCAAGUGCCAGGGUAAAGUGAAGGCUGUGAGUUUCCUCUUACCAACAGAUAUGUGAUCAUUUGCUGAAAAGCAAGGUUCUCUCAACAGCCCACAAAAUCAGAGCACGAAACAUCUGAUGACCACCACUGAAAAGGAUAUGUGAGCUGGUGAAUUUUUAAAGGCCCAUUGAUUCCUGAGAUCAAUUGGCCUUAAAUGAUAGCUGUGUGUCAGGUUCCUCUCCUGCAAAACGUUCUGGCAGGAUGCCCACAGAGCAUCACCCAGCCGUGUUUUGGGUCACUGCCCUGAUGUUCAGCAUGGAAAUGGAAGCCACAACAAAGCCAACUGGAAGCCCAGACACUGCGAUGAAACCACACCAGGCAAAGGUGCCUCCACAAAGUGCUCCUGUGCAAUGUGUUCAAGGACCCCUUACCCCAGGACUGAUGAGAACAGGGUGCUGAAGCUGGGUUUGGUGUGUUUGUCACAAAAAGCAGAAACCGUGUCACCACUUGUGUUUGCCGAUUCCCUUGACAGAAAGGUGUCUGACGCAAGUGACAAAAUAAGAGCUAUCAAAGAGCCUGGGAGGUUUUCUCUGUAGGUAAAACUUUCAAGCUUCACUAAUACAUCAAAGUUAAGGAGAUACUAUAGAGUCAGUUAAUGUUGCCCUGAUUUCUGCAAAGCUUGGCAAUGAGUUUAUGUCCUUUUGGGGUCCACUUCCAACAGAGCACAGGGCACAGCCUAAUCUAAGAAUUUGUCAGCAUGGAAGUAUUUCAGUUGAGCAGCCUCUGAUACCAGCAGCACGUUUGGCUCUUCCCUGGUUUGGAGGACGAGGACCAUCAUCUGCAUGCUGGUUGCCAUGGAGACUCCCAUCGCUUUUGGAAUCACAAGUUUUGCCUGAAAGGAAACACUCCUGCACUGUG
Motacilla alba alba is the source of this 1836-nucleotide messenger RNA. Its product is annotated as putative coiled-coil domain-containing protein 195. The transcript is spliced from 5 exons. The record is from RefSeq and is a predicted model, not a curated record. Lineage: Eukaryota; Metazoa; Chordata; Aves; Passeriformes; Motacillidae. Bases 417 to 995 code for a protein of 192 amino acids.